Centrocercus urophasianus (Greater sage-grouse) is the source of this 971-nucleotide messenger RNA. It is a transcript of the gene CUNH1orf232, whose product is annotated as chromosome unknown C1orf232 homolog. Bases 264 to 860 code for a protein of 198 amino acids. The record is from RefSeq and is a predicted model, not a curated record. The transcript is spliced from 4 exons. NCBI's taxonomy places the organism in Eukaryota, Metazoa, Chordata, Aves, Galliformes, Phasianidae.
CUUGCGGAGCUGAGCGCUGCGUGGCUCCUGCGGUUCCUUCAUGGACCCGAAACGGGCAUUAAAACGCACCCACCGCAGGCGGUGGUUCUACAGACCGCUGCCUGAUUGUGUUCGGCCGUUCCCCUGGGCCGCCCCGAUGUGCGCACUGGGCACAGGGAGGGGGUUUGGGGUGAACCAAGCCCUCCCCCGCCCGCUGCUUUUCCCCCAGCACGACCCGGGCUCAGGUUCCCCUUUGUGCUCGGAGCGAAGUCCCUGAAACUUUCAUGAGGGCAUCGGAUCGCCGACGAGAGCCGCCCCACCUCCCCGCCUGCCGCUGCGCAUCGCCUCUGUCCCGCGCCAUGACCCAGGGCAUCUGGGGGCUCUACAAAGCCAGGGUGCUGCAGACCCUGGGGGGGGCACGGGCUGACGGUGCGCUGCAGGAGGAGGGAGACCCUUCCGAGCUGAUGGAGGCAGCAGAGCCUCCCGCGCUGAUGGAGGAGGGAUCCGGCCCUGUGUCCCAGCUGGCACGGAAGGUCCAGGGGGGCUGGAGGACGCUCUCAUCUCUCUUCACCCGUGAGGAUGAGCACCAGCUGCUCAACCCAGAGCCCUGCGCUGACCACCCUCUUGCUGCCGUGCCAGCUGAGCUGCCUCCCGCCCAGAAAGCAGCCGGCUUUUGGGAUCUCUUCGCUACCAAAUGGCAGCAAGCAUCAACACUGGACAAGGAGGUGGCCCCUCCAGAGCUGAGUGAGAGUCCCACAGAGCCACCAGGUGAUGAGGGCCCCAGCGACCUGCGAGAGCCAGAGGAAGGGGCCUUCAAAUGGGGCUUCCUGGCCAGCAAACUGGCUGAAAUCCGAAAUAAAAAUGCUUCCAAGGGCAACUAGAAGAGGCAAUGCCAACGUGGCCCUGCGGCAGCGCCAGCCAGUGAUGCUGUCAUGGGCCCUGGCAAUGUGGAGGUUUUGGCACUAAAGACCCCACGGCGCCCUUCUCCCUGA